AUGCUGACACAGGGGGGAGGAUGGAAUGGGGGCAGACAUGCCUUCCCAGGGAGAUCGGGUGGUUUUGGAAGAGGUGGUGGUCGAUUUGGUAUAGGAAAUGGAGUAGGCAGAGGUUUUGAAGAAGAGGAUUCCUCGACUGAGGGAAAUGGAGAAAAUCUGAUUUGGCAAGCCAAGACAGGGAAGAAAGAAGCAGGGGAAGAGACCAUCAAAAAAGCAAAUGGAGAUGCAGGGGUUUCUGGACUUGAAAAAGAUAGAAAUAAGGAACAACUGGUCCAGUCAGAUCAGAAUCAACAACAGAAGCUGCCGACCUCUCUGCUCUCUCAGUUAGUGCAGGGGAUGAAGAACAGUGAGAAAGACCAGAUUGAGGAGAUGUUUGGGAAACAUUCUGGAAAUCAGCCUGGGGAAGACGGUCAAAAGAAAGAAGAAAGAGGUGGAGAAGGACAGCAAAGGGCUGACAAAGGUUUUGAACAAAAUUCAGGUAUGGAACUGAAGAAACAGGGGGGAGAAACAGUUGGCAACGGAACAUUGAGGAUAACAAGAAAGGAUUUGAUAGGUUCAGCAAGCAGGUUUGUGGCAAGUGCAAAGACCCCAGACAUACCACCAAAGAAUGCAGGGUGGGACACUGUUUGA
Messenger RNA from Aegilops tauschii subsp. strangulata, 630 nucleotides. The record is from RefSeq and is a predicted model, not a curated record. NCBI's taxonomy places the organism in Eukaryota, Viridiplantae, Streptophyta, Magnoliopsida, Poales, Poaceae.